Messenger RNA from Etheostoma spectabile (orangethroat darter), 1715 nucleotides. RefSeq names its product deoxyribonuclease 1 like 4, tandem duplicate 2 (gene dnase1l4.2). The coding region runs from base 254 to 1180 and encodes 308 amino acids. Gene Ontology annotation, biological process: DNA catabolic process. The record is from RefSeq and is a predicted model, not a curated record. Gene Ontology annotation, molecular function: deoxyribonuclease I activity; DNA binding. NCBI's taxonomy places the organism in Eukaryota, Metazoa, Chordata, Actinopteri, Perciformes, Percidae. The transcript is spliced from 10 exons. Gene Ontology annotation, cellular component: nucleus.
CGUCUCUGGUAAUAGUUUGCAUAUUGUGCGUGCGCGUGCGUGCGCGUGUGUGUGUGUGUGUGUGUGUGUGUGUGUGUGUGCGUGAGUGUGUGUGUGUGUGUGAGUGUGAGUGUGUGUGCGCUUUGUGGCCAACACAGAGCCACUUCCUGUCUUAUCUGCUCUGCACAGUGCAGUCUGUUGGAGGUUCAGCAACAGCUUUGCGUAUUUCAUCCAAACGGUUCAUUGGUCCUCUAAGACGUCAUCUGAAGUCAAAAUGAAGAUUGCAGCCUUCAAUGCCAAAAACCUGGGAACGAAAAAGGUCUCAGACAAGACGGUCGUUACACACAUUACCAAUAUCAUGUCUCGGUACAGUGUGGUGGUGAUACUGGAGGUGAUGGAUAAGAGCGGUAAAGCCAUGGAGAAGUUACUGAGAGAACUCAACAACAACCGCUCCAACAGGAACAGUCCUUACUCCAUGAAGGCCAGCAGCCAGCUGGGACGAGACACCUACAAGGAGCGCUUUGUUUGUUUCUACAGAGAGGCUGAUAUGACACUGGAAGCUUGUUACCAGUAUGAAGAUAAUCAAGUUGGAGAUGUGGACGCCUUCGCCCGGGAACCCUUCGUCCUGCGCUUCAGGUGUCCAUCUACAGAGGUGACAGACCUGGUCCUGAUCCCAGUCCACACCAAACCAGAGGACUCGCUGAAGGAGCUGGACGAGCUGCAUGAUGUGGUCGAUGAUAUCCGGAAGAAGUGGGGAACUGAUAACAUUAUGAUUUUGGGGGACUUUAAUGCAGAUGGGCGUUAUCUCUCUAAGAAGAAGAAGGAUAAGAUCCGGAUCUCCUCGGCUCCCUAUCAUUGGCUGAUAGGCGAGGAUGUCGACACGACCUCUAGUAACUGUAAUGACAACACCUACGACAGGAUUGUGGUGUACGGCCAGAGCAUGCUGGACGCCAUCGUCCCCCACUCGGCCAAGGCCUUCAACUUCCAGACAGCGUUCAAGCUGACGGAUGAAGAAGCUCUGAGUAUCAGCGACCACUACCCCGUGGAGGUGGAGCUGAAGACCCGUCAGAAACAGAAAGCACCGGGACAAAGGAAGACGGCUCAGAAGAAAGGAGCAGAGAAGAAGGAGACUAAGAGACCAAAAACGAAGAGUGGACCGUCCUCAGACACACCAGCCAAGAGAAGACGUUCCAACAAAUGACAAAGGAACACACUUUAGAGAUCUUUCAUCCAUCCCAGUCCUGUUCUUAGAAUCUGUCCCUUUGGCUGACCAGGACAGGGCUUCACCACUAUGAAGAUGAAUCUUUAGAACGUACAUAAAAACAAAAAAAGUUGAAGAUUACAAGGAAUCUCACUAUAUAUUUUAUUUCUUACUUUUAAUUGGCUGCGAUCUGGAAUUUCUUGAUGAACUGCAAAAAGCUUGUUUUGUUUAACUAUUUAACUUUUCCUUAUAUGUAAAAGAUUUUAUGCAAAUUUGAUUUCUUCGCUCAGAAGUUUGAGCUUCACUAAGCAGAAUCAUUUAUCUUCAGAUUUAGAUUUUGCGAUGUGGAAACUUCCUCAACAACACAGAGAAUCACAUCAGACACAAUUGGCAUUCAAAGCAGAGUCCUUUUUAUUUCUUAUAAAAACAUGUCUUUACAACCUUACAAAAUAAUUCUGCAAGUCUUUUUGAAGACGUAUACAAAUGUGCUAUAAAAUGUACUGUAUAUGACAAAAAUGACUUAAUUUGACAAAAA